CGCCCUCAACCAGAGAGAGAGAGAGAGAGAGAGAUCCACCGCCGCCUCCGCCUUCAACACCCCGAAACCCUCUCCCUCCUCCGCCGCGCCGCCGCCGCCGCCGCUCCUCCUCCGCCGCGCCGCCUCCUCCGCCAUGGCGCUCUCGAAGGAGGUGGUGAAGAAGGUGGCGAUCUCCUACGCCUACGUGGCCAUCUGGAUCUCCCUCUCCUUCGCGGUCAUCGUGUACAACAAGUACAUCCUGGACCCGAAGCUCUACGGCUGGCCCUUCCCCAUCUCCCUCACCAUGACCCACAUGGCCUUCUGCUCCUCCCUCGCCUACCUCCUCGUCCGCGUCCUCCAGGUCGUCGACCCCGUCACCAACAUGACCCGCGAGUUCUACCUCAAGAACGUCGUCCCCAUCGGCGCCCUCUACGCCCUCUCCCUCUGGUUCUCCAACUCCGCCUACAUCUACCUCUCCGUCUCCUUCAUCCAGAUGCUCAAGGCCCUCAUGCCCGUCGCCGUCUACUCCAUCGGCAUCUCCCUCAAGAAGGAGACCUUCCGGUCCAACACCAUGGCGAACAUGAUAUCCAUCACCCUCGGCGUCGCCAUCGCCGCCUACGGCGAGGCCAAGUUCGACGCCUUCGGGGUCUUCCUGCAGCUCGGCGCGGUGGCCUUCGAGGCCACGCGCCUCGUCCUGAUCCAGAUACUCCUCACCUCCGCCGGGAUCAAGCUCAACCCGAUCACCUCGCUCUACUACGUCGCCCCCUGCUGCUUCGUGUUCCUGGCCCUGCCGUGGGCCGUGAUGGAGAUGCCGAGGCUGAUCCAGACGUCGAGCUUCCACUUCGAUCUCCUCAUCUUCGGUACCAACUCGCUCUGCGCGUUCGCGCUGAACCUGGCGGUGUUCCUGCUCGUCGGGAAGACGUCGGCGCUGACGAUGAACGUGGCCGGGGUGGUCAAGGACUGGCUCCUCAUCGCCUUCUCCUGGUCGGUGAUCAAGGACAUGGUGACCCCGGUGAACCUGUUCGGGUACGGCAUCGCCUUCCUUGGGGUCGCCUACUACAACCACGCCAAGCUCCAGGCGAUGAAGGCCGCGGAGGAGGCCAAGACGUCGAAGGCCGCCGGCGAGGGCGGUGGCGACGAGGAGGCCGGGAAGCUGCUGGAGGAGAAGCAGUUGAAGAACGGAGACGACUAUGAGAAGAAGAGCGAAGAGAAAAAUUGAUGUCGAAAUUGAUGAUGCUGUGAGAGAGAUAUUUAUGGUCGAGAGGAAUUUGAGGACUAUGUACCAAUGUAUUGAUCCCAUGAUGUGUCUACACCACUAGCAUCUUCUUCUUCUUUUUGUCUUUUUCUUUAACCACCGACCGAGUCACGCGUCUGACCAAGUAUUGGAUCGAA
Syzygium oleosum is the source of this 1371-nucleotide messenger RNA. Its product is annotated as probable sugar phosphate/phosphate translocator At2g25520. Gene Ontology annotation, cellular component: Golgi apparatus; endosome; trans-Golgi network. The transcript is spliced from 2 exons. Gene Ontology annotation, molecular function: antiporter activity. NCBI's taxonomy places the organism in Eukaryota, Viridiplantae, Streptophyta, Magnoliopsida, Myrtales, Myrtaceae. The coding region runs from base 134 to 1198 and encodes 354 amino acids. The record is from RefSeq and is a predicted model, not a curated record.